This is a messenger RNA of Penicillium egyptiacum, 390 nucleotides long. Lineage: Eukaryota; Fungi; Ascomycota; Eurotiomycetes; Eurotiales; Aspergillaceae. The record is from the annotation of a GenBank genome assembly.
AUGGAUUCGGCACGACGAGCAGCCUUGACGCGCACCCGUACCAUCUUCCUGUCGGACGGCCAGCCUCACUACGAGAAUCUCAGCACCAUGCCCCAUUUGUGGUGGGUGUCGGUGAAGCUUUCUCCUGAGGACCGCCUCUCUUCCGAUGAAGAAUUGAUGGACAUUGUGGCUGACCGUUGCCGUGCUGAAAACUGCAAGGUCACCCACUAUGAUGCCUUGCACCACCGGGAGGAGCUUUAUAUCUCGUUCCCGGUUAUGAACUGUGACAAGGACCUUGCUUAUCGAGGUUGGAUGAUUAUCGUCGCAAGACUAGCUGAGCACUACCAGAUGGAGAUUGCCGCCGGACGCCUUUCAGUUGAUCGGGAUUAUAUUUUUGGGCCUAGGGCCUAA